Messenger RNA from Zonotrichia leucophrys gambelii, 611 nucleotides. RefSeq names its product olfactory receptor 14J1-like. The transcript has a single exon. Gene Ontology annotation, cellular component: membrane. The record is from RefSeq and is a predicted model, not a curated record. Gene Ontology annotation, molecular function: olfactory receptor activity; odorant binding. The annotation marks the transcript as partial. Gene Ontology annotation, biological process: G protein-coupled receptor signaling pathway. Lineage: Eukaryota; Metazoa; Chordata; Aves; Passeriformes; Passerellidae.
CAGAAUUUUAUCUCCUGACCGUCAUGUGCUACGACCGCUACGUGUUCAUCUGCAAACCCCUGCACUACAGGACCCUCCUGGGCAGCAGAGCUUGUGCCCACAUGGCAGCAGCUGCCUGGGCCAGUGCCUUUCUCCAUGCUCUCAUGCACACAGCCAAUACAUUUUCCCUGCCCCUGUGCCAUGGCAAUGCCCUGGGGCAGUUCUACUGUGAAAUACCCCAGAUCCUCAAACUCUCCUGCUCCCACUCUGACCUCCGGGAAUUGGGGUUUCUUUCUGUCAGUGCCUCUUUAUCAUUGUGUUGUUUUGUGUUCAUUGUUUUUUCCUAUGUGCAGAUCUUCAGGGCUGUGCUGAGAAUCCCCUCUGAGCAGGGACGGCACAAAGCCUUUUCCACCUGCCUCCCUCACCUGGCUGUGGUCUCCCUGUUCGUCAGCACUGGCAUAUUUGCCAUCCUCAAGUCCCCAUCCAACUCGUCGCCAUCCCUGGAUCUGGUCCUGUCAGUUCUGUACUCGGUGGUGCCUCCAGUCCUGAACCCCCUCAUCUACAGCCUGAGGAACCAGGAGCUAAAGGCAGAAGUGUGGGGACUGAUCACUGGAUGGUUACAGAAACAUUAA